UUGUGUCGAAAGUGCUCUUGGGUUUUCUCUCGAAUCUGCCCUUGCGGAAGUGAACCCCGUAUUAACGUCACUGAAGAAGCUACGAUGGCAGCCGCCAAGGCUUCCAAGGAACAAAAAUACGACAGACAGCUUAGACUGUGGGGGGAUCAUGGCCAAGAAGCUCUGGAGAAUGCUCAUGUAUGUCUCAUUAACGCCACGGCAACUGGGACAGAGAUCCUGAAGAACCUAGUGUUACCAGGAAUUGGCGCUUUUACCAUUGUGGAUGGACACACUGUGUCUGGAGAAGAUGCUGGAAACAAUUUUUUCUUAAGUAACAACAACAUUGGAAGAAACAGAGCCCAGGCUGCCACUGAGCUGCUGCAGGAACUGAACAGUGAUGUAUCUGGUAACUUUGUGGAGGAGACUCCAGACAAGCUCCUUGACAACGAUCCAGAGUUUUUUCACAGAUUCACUAUAGUCGUUGGUGUCCAGUUGCCUGAAAGCACAUGCUUGAGACUUGGCUCAGUUCUGUGGAAUGCCUCUGUACCUUUUCUGAUCUGUAAAACGUAUGGUCUCAUAGGCUACAUGAGGCUGGUGGCACAGGAGCACACAGUGAUUGAAUCUCACCCGGACAAUGCGCUGGAGGAUCUUCGAUUGGAUCAGCCUUUUGAAGAAUUUAAGAACCACACUAAUUCCUAUGACCUUGACAGCAUGGACAAGAAGGAUCACAGUCACACUCCAUGGAUUAUAAUUGUUGCUAAAUAUCUGGAAAACUGGCUCAGUGAGCACAGUGGUCAGCUGCCCAAAAACUACAAAGAGAAGGAAGCGUUCAGACAAAUGAUUCGGGAAGGGAUCAGAAAGAAUGACAGUGGUGUUCCAGAGGACGAGGAGAACUUCGAAGAAGCUAUUAAAAAUGUCAACACUGCAUUAAAUCUAACCAAGAUUCCAAGUUCCAUUGAAAACCUCUUUAACAGUGAGCAGUGUAAUGGCAUCACAGCACAGUCAUCCCCUUUUUGGGUAAUGCUCCGAGCUGUGAAGGAGUUUGUCCACGAUGAGGGCAGAGGAAGCCUUCCUGUGCGAGGGACCAUCCCUGACAUGAUUGCAGAUUCUCAGAAGUUCAUCAACCUCCAAAAUGUCUACAGGGAAAAGGCCAUGCAGGAUGCUGCAGCAGUCUCUAAGCAUGUUGAAUGUCUACUGCGGUCUGUUGGAAAGCCUCCUGAAAGCAUCUCUGAUAAGGACAUCAAGCUGUUCUGUAAGAAUGCAUCAUUCCUGCGGGUGGUUCGCUGCAGAUCUCUGGCUGAAGAGUACAGUGUGGAUUCUGUAAAUAAAGAUGAAAUCGCUUCAUACAUGGACAACCCCGACAGUGAGAUGGUUUUCUACCUCAUGCUUCGAGCUGUUGAUCGCUUCUAUCAGCAGCACUCCCGCUACCCAGGAGUGUAUAACUAUCAGGUGGAAGAAGACAUCAACAAGCUGAAGGUGUGUGUGAACAGCCUGCUGCAGGAGUACAGUCUGAGUGUCAACAUCAAAGAUGACUACAUCCAUGAGUUCUGUCGGUACGGAGCAGCAGAGCCGCACACAGUUUCUGCAUUUUUGGGAGGAUCAGCUGCUCAGGAGGCCAUCAAGAUCAUCAGCCAUCAGUUUGUGCCCUUCAACAACACUUUUAUUUAUAACGCCAUGUCGCAGACCUCUGCAACAUUCCAACUAUGAUCCCACUCACAAACAUCUGAAAAAUACUGGACAGAUUCGGACUGUAAUAAAUCCAGCUGUUAACUGCUCCUGCGGGUUUGGAAAGAAAUCGGACAUUCGGAAACAGGAAUCUCAUCGAAGAGGAAGGAAUUCAUCCACCUCUGGAAUUUUCUUUAAACAUUUUUCUGUUCACCCUAACAUGAAAAAUAAAAAAAAAACUGUUUUUUUAAGCUGUGACUGUAAAAUAACAUAGCAGCACUUUCUAUCCUCCGUAUCGUUCUGUUUUGGAGCACCUCAUGUAAAGACGUGUACUGUUAAACUGCAAGGAUUAAUAUAAAAAAAGGUUUGAACAAUCAA
Molecule: messenger RNA, 2022 nt
Organism: Oryzias melastigma (Indian medaka)
Lineage: Eukaryota; Metazoa; Chordata; Actinopteri; Beloniformes; Adrianichthyidae
Gene: nae1
Product: nedd8 activating enzyme E1 subunit 1
Exons: 20
Coding region: 85-1686 (533 amino acids)
Biological process (GO): protein ubiquitination; protein neddylation; DNA damage response
Cellular component (GO): cytoplasm; nucleus
Molecular function (GO): NEDD8 activating enzyme activity; ubiquitin activating enzyme activity
Source: RefSeq, a predicted model, not a curated record